AUGUUAAUGGGAAAAUAUCAUAAAAAAACAUUUUUAAAAAAAAAAAAGAAAAUUAUCAAAGAAAAAGUAUAUUCAAAACAUUCUAUAAAAAAUAAAAGUAUUAAAAAAUAUAAUAGAAAUAAUAAGAUUGAGCGGAAAAAUAAGAAAAAUAAUGACAUUGAUAUUCUUGGUUUAUUAAAAAAUAAUACAGAAAACGUGAAAGAUUCUGAUAAGUUAUUAAUAAAAAAUAAAAAAAGUAAAGAGAAAAAGAAAAAUAACAAUAAAAACAAUAUUCCUACUACUGAGUUAUUAAAAAAUAAUGAAGAAAUUUAUAAAGAUAAAGAGAAAUUUUUAGAUGAUAAAGAAAACAAGAAUAGAAUUUUAGAAUUACCAAAAAGCAAUGAUAUUUUAGAGUUAACUAAAGAGAGAGAACAUAUGAAAAUAAAAGAUGAAAACAUAUUUGAUGGAAAAUUUUCUGAUUUAAAAAGUGUUUUAAGUGAAAGUUUAAUAAAUAAUUUGGAAAAAAACAACUUUAUUAAAACAACAAAAAUUCAAAAAAUGAGUAUACCUUUAAUAUUUAAAGAAAAUGAUGUUUUUCUAAAGUCUAUGACCGGUUCAGGUAAAACAUUAUGUUAUGCUAUACCAUCAAUACAAAAAAUUUUAAAUAUGAAAGAAGAAAUAAAAAUAACAAGAGAAAUGGGAAUAUUUAUUAUGGUAUUAUCACCAACUAGAGAAUUAGCAAUACAAAUAAAUAAUUUAUUUUUUAAUUUAACAAAACCAUAUCCAUAUAUAGUUGUAUCGUGCAUAACAGGCGGAGAAAAAAAAAAAUCAGAAAAAAACAGAAUAAGAAAAGGAAUAUCUAUCUUAACAUGCACACCUGGAAGAUUACUAGAUCAUUUAGAACACACGAAAUCAUUAAAACUAACUUAUUUAAAAACUGUAAUUUUAGAUGAAGCAGAUAAAAUAAUUUUUUUAGGUACUCAAGAUAAGAUAAAAAUGAUUUAUGAUUUAAUUAAAAAAUUAAAAUCAGAAGAAGUUAAUAAAAUGAAAGAAAAAAAUAAAAAUAUUAGAAGUAAUUUUCAGAUGAUUUUUAUUUCAGCAACAUUAAAUCAUGCAAUCAAAAGUUUAGCUAGCUAUUGUUUAACUAAUAAUACAAUUUGGAUAGAAAAAAAGAAUGUUCCAACUAAUUUUUCAAUUAACGAUGAUAUAGAAAAUAGCAAUUAUGAAUUACCAGAACAACUAAAACAGUAUUGUAUAUUAAUAGAUUUAAAGCAAAAAUUUGUAUGUUUAUUAUAUAUGCUAUUAGAUUGUAUAAAGAAAAAGAAAAAACCAGUUGUAUUUUUAUCAAAUCAUCAUAGUGUAGAAUAUUUUCAAAUUCUUUUAAAAAAUUUAUAUUGGCCUACUGAUGUGGAUAAAAAAAAUAUAGAAGUAAAUAAAAGAUUGAAUGAAGGAAUUACUCCUGUAUUAGAAAAGGAAGAUGAAAAAUUACUGAGAAAACAUUUAGAACAAAAUUAUAUAAAUAGUUGUAAAGAAAAACAAAAUAAUUUGGUAUUAUCAUAUAAAAAUAUAAAUAUAGAAGAUAUACAUGAAGAACAAGAGCAACAAUUUUAUAAUAUUAAUGCAGACAAACAUAAAAGAAUAUAUUUAUUUGAAAAUGUGAAUAUAUAUAUAUUACACGGAAAUUUAUCAAAAGAAGACAGACUGGGGAACUUUAUGGAUUUUUCGAAGAAUCAAAAUUCUAUUUUAUUAUGCACAGAUAUAGUUUCAAGAGGUGUAAAUUUUAAUUCAUUAAAUGUUGUUAUACAAUAUGAUGCCCCUCAAAUAUUAGAAGAAUAUAUACAUAAAGUUGGAAGAACGGCAAGAUUAAAUAAUGAAGGAUCUUCUUAUUUAUUUUUAUUAAACUCCGAAAAAGAAUUUCUUAAUGUUCUUAAAAAAAAAAAGAUUCAGUUAAAAAUUCUCAUUGGAAAUGCAUUAAUCAAUCAAUUUAAAAAUAUUUAUAUUCCUUCAUUUCUAAAAAUAGUUGGAAAGGAUAUUCUAAACUUUUUACAAAAUCAUUUUCAAUCUAUAGUUAAAUCAGAUAAAUUGCUAAUUGAAAAAUCAACAAGUGCAUUUUUAUGUACUAUAACUUCCUAUUAUUCAAUAAGUAAAAAUAUAAGAAAUAUAUUCAAUGCAAAAAAUUUACAUUUAGGUCAUUUGGCUUUUACAUUUUUACUUGAUAAAACGCCAAAAGAAAUUUCUAAACAUAAAAAACAACAAAAUUAUUUAAAUAUAAAGAAGCAAACUAUUUUAAACAAAAAAGAAAAGAGAUUAUUGAAAUCUAAAAAAAUGCAAAAAUAUCCAAAACAAUAUGAAAAUUUUCAACGAAAAAAAAUAAAAGCAUUAAAAAAAAAUGCAUGA
Molecule: messenger RNA, 2376 nt
Organism: Plasmodium gallinaceum
Lineage: Eukaryota; Apicomplexa; Aconoidasida; Haemosporida; Plasmodiidae
Product: DEAD/DEAH box ATP-dependent RNA helicase, putative
Exons: 1
Coding region: 1-2376 (791 amino acids)
Biological process (GO): maturation of LSU-rRNA from tricistronic rRNA transcript (SSU-rRNA, 5.8S rRNA, LSU-rRNA)
Cellular component (GO): nucleolus
Molecular function (GO): ATP binding; nucleic acid binding
Source: RefSeq, a predicted model, not a curated record